AUGUCUAUCGUGGUCUCUCUUGGCACAACGCUCAAUCUAAGCUGGAGAUAGAGGAAUCUGAAGAACAACCCGAAUGAUCCGAAUUCAGUUGCUAUAUAUCCCUCAAGUAGAGAUGCUUCCUUGAAUCUUUGCGUGUGUUGUUUCUUUUCAUACAACUACUAUAUCUUUGUUUCGAUUCUAGGAGCAAUUAAAUAAAUGAAAUUUUUUGGUUGAUACCUUCACUGAAUUUGUAAUGUGGUUAUGAGAGUUCCGUAAUAGCAAAAGAACCAACUUUUCCUACAA
This is a messenger RNA of Arabidopsis lyrata subsp. lyrata, 282 nucleotides long. RefSeq lists its product as uncharacterized. The record is from RefSeq and is a predicted model, not a curated record. The transcript is spliced from 2 exons. NCBI's taxonomy places the organism in Eukaryota, Viridiplantae, Streptophyta, Magnoliopsida, Brassicales, Brassicaceae.